This is a messenger RNA of Drosophila bipectinata, 459 nucleotides long. RefSeq lists its product as uncharacterized. NCBI's taxonomy places the organism in Eukaryota, Metazoa, Arthropoda, Insecta, Diptera, Drosophilidae. The record is from RefSeq and is a predicted model, not a curated record.
AUGGAUCAUCAACGAUUUGCCCUCAUUUUGAUUGUUUCCCUAGUUGGUGCUAGCUUUGGGGCCCAGAUCUUCACCACCGAGGAUCGAGAUUCUAUACUAAAAUUUAUGAAUGUGUUUAUGAACUUUUUGGAUAUGGAAACGGAUAAUAGUACACUUACCAGCACCACAUUGUCUCCCAACGGAACCACCUUGUCGACCAAUGGCACUUCUUUGGAGACUACUACUCUACCAUCUGGAAAUAGUACAGGUGUAACAACGGAAUCUUCAGUGACUACUAGUAACUCUACUGAGACGACUAGUAAUUCCACUGCCAGUGCUGAUCCAAGUUCCAGCACUACAGUUUCGGGAAAUAGCACCACCACCAUAACCACUGAGGCCACCACAACCACAGUGAGGCGUAGAAUUUGCUUCAAAAGAUACUGCUAUAAGUUUAGUAAUGACAAAGGAUAUAUUGUUUAG